AUGAGCCUGACCUCGCGGGUGUUCGGCCUGUUCUCGACAGCGGGCUCAGACUCAACUGCGACUCCGGGGGACUCGCCCAAUUCAACAUGGACCCCUCCUAAUAACACAACAAUGCGAGACGAUUUGAGCCUUGUCCGAGAUGGGGACCUCGCGCUAGAGGAGGAGGAACCCCGGCCGCCAUAUUUACAUGCUAUGUUGGCCGGUGGCAUUGGAGGAACAUGUGGCGACAUGUUGAUGCACUCACUAGAUACCGUCAAGACCCGACAACAAGGUGACCCGACGUUUCCACCGAAAUACACAUCAAUGGGACAGUCCUAUGCAACAAUCUAUCGUCAAGAAGGUCUCUUUCGCGGGUUAUAUGGAGGAGUCACGCCGGCCCUCCUUGGGUCAUUCCCGGGCACGGUGAUCUUCUUUGGAUGUUAUGAGUACACCAAGCGAUUGAUGAUUGAUUCGGGCAUCAACCCCAGCGUCGCCUAUCUGUCGGGUGGUUUCUUUGCCGAUUUGGCUGCAUCGAUCGUCUACGUUCCAUCCGAGGUUUUGAAAACACGACUACAGCUGCAAGGCCGACAUAACAACCCGCAUUUCAACUCGGGGUACAACUAUCUCAACAUGAGGGAUGGAUUCCGCCAGAUUGUGCGACAGGAAGGAUUCUCGGCACUGUUCCACGGCUACAAGGCAACCAUCUUCCGCGACCUCCCGUUCUCCGCUCUGCAAUUCGCAUUCUACGAAAAAGAACAAUCGAUGGCCAAAGACUGGGUUGGAAAGCGUGAUAUCGGCCUGGGCCUGGAAAUCUUGACAGCCGCCACCGCCGGCGGAAUGGCUGGAGUCAUCACCUGUCCCAUGGAUGUAGUCAAGACUCGCAUCCAGACCCAGCAGAACCUCCCAGAAACUCCCUCCUCGGGCACAAAACACAGUGUCGAACAUAUACCCAAAGAAAGUCCCCGACCCCACGCGCCAUCCUCUCAUUCCCACCCUUCUCGCGCCCACUCCCGACCCAUUUCCACCUCUGGAGCCUCCACGUCCGUUCCACCGCCCGGCACCCCACGACUCGACACUUCCUCGGUGUUCACGGGGCUGAAGAUGAUCUACCGGACGGAAGGUCUUGGAGGGUGGUUCCGUGGCGUGGGACCCCGGGGUGUCUGGACCAGUAUUCAGAGUGGAACGAUGCUGGUCAUGUACCAGUAUCUUCUCAAACAACUCGAAGGCCAUCAGAUUCUGGCUGAGCGGCCCUAA
Messenger RNA from Penicillium salamii, 1233 nucleotides. The record is from the annotation of a GenBank genome assembly. Lineage: Eukaryota; Fungi; Ascomycota; Eurotiomycetes; Eurotiales; Aspergillaceae.